Rangifer tarandus platyrhynchus (Svalbard reindeer) is the source of this 342-nucleotide messenger RNA. NCBI's taxonomy places the organism in Eukaryota, Metazoa, Chordata, Mammalia, Artiodactyla, Cervidae. The record is from the annotation of a GenBank genome assembly.
AUGGUGUGGAGUUUGCUCAAAUUCAUGUCCACUGAGUUGGUGAUGCUAUCUAACCAUCUCAUCCUCUGCCAUUCCCUUCUCCCUAUCUCUUAUCUUUCCCAGGAUCUUUCUGAUAAAUUGGCUCUUUGCAUCUGGUGGCCAAAGUAUUGGAGCUUUACCUUCAGCAUCAGUCCUUCUAAUGAAUGUUCAGGGUUGAUUUCCUUUAGGAUUGACUGGUUUGAUUUCCUUGCAAUCCAAGAGACUCUCAAGAGUCUUCUCCAGCACCACAAUUCUAAAGCAUCAAUUCUUUGGCACCCAGCCUUCUUUAUGGUCCAACUCUCACAUCCAUACCUGACUGUUUGA